Molecule: messenger RNA, 2244 nt
Organism: Myotis davidii
Lineage: Eukaryota; Metazoa; Chordata; Mammalia; Chiroptera; Vespertilionidae
Gene: RDH5
Product: retinol dehydrogenase 5
Exons: 5
Coding region: 1112-2146 (344 amino acids)
Source: RefSeq, a predicted model, not a curated record
GUUGGGCAACCAGAAGUCGGGAGGUUCCCACACCUCUCCAGAGAGGGUCCCAGGAGAGGCCCUGCUGGCAAGCAUCCUGACUUAGGACUUCCCUUUCCUGCAGGGAGCAAUGAGGCAGGGAGCGGGCCUGGUCCCGCCUCUGGUGCUCUGCCUCUCCACGCGCCCAUGGCCUCUCCCAGCCUGGUACUAAGCCGUGUCAUGAGUCUGGGCCUUGUGGGAGAUUAACUUUUGGGUAUGGGAGCACUUUGGAGGAGAAAUGACAGGUCCGAGGUCACCAGCAGGCAGGGGCAGCUGUCAUACUUGAUAGAUCCUGCUCCUGGGAGCCUACGAUAGAGGUGGUCAGGAACCCCGGCUGGAAAAGGUAGCCAGGAAGGGGGUCUGGGCACUCCGGGCCCGUGCCAAGCCGUGGCUGACCGGCUUCCACUUCCCUGACUCCGCCUCUCAGUCUCCCCCCCCACACACACACACACACACAUAUACUUAAUACCUCUGGCACCCAGUCCACCGGCGUCGACUUUGGCCUCAGCUGUAGCUCGUGCGGGAGCCGGGAGGACUGGGAGCAAAGGAAGAAGCGUCUGGUGCAGCACCUGCCAGCUUUCCCCAGAGGAGGUGAGCAGGGCGGGAGCCGGGGUGCUGGGAGGAUGUGCCAGGCAUCGCAUUGCUGAUAACACACACUUCUCCCUUCUGAUCCUGCACAACUCCCCAGUGGGCCUGUGGGUGCUGGUCCCACCCGGCAGGUGAGAAAACAGGUCCAGAGACGCAGUGAGACGCUCAGCAUCACACAGGAAGUUAGGGGCCACCGGGACUGAAGUGCCCCGUGUGUGUUUCCUAAAACAAGGCCCGGCUUAAUUUAGAGAGUUCAGCGGGAGAAAAGGGGACAGCAAACGAGAGCUGCUGCUCCCGCCCAGCAGGCUGCCCUCGGAAGGGGCUGCCCAGAUCCUGGCUGUGCCUAGAGGAGGCACAAUUUGCCAUUUAUCUGCCAAGCAGAUGCUGAGACCAGAGACUCCCAGCUGGGGAGGCUAUUAGGGGCAAGGGCUCGAGGGCCAGAGUAAACCGCACGUGUUCUCCUGCCCAGCCCGGCCGCCACCUGCAGAUCACUGGGGCUCCGGCCAUGUGGCUGCCUGUGCUGCUGGGAGUCUUACUCUGGGCAGCCCUGUGGCUGCUCAGAGACCGGCAGAGCUUGCCCCCCAGCAAUGCCUUCGUCUUCAUCACCGGCUGUGACUCUGGCUUCGGGCGGCUCCUGGCACUGAGGCUGGACCAGAGAGGCUUCCGAGUCCUGGCCAGCUGCCUGACCCCCUCGGGGGCAGAGGACCUGCAGCGGGCUGCCUCCUCCCGCCUCCACACCACCCUGCUGGACGUCACCGACCCCCAGAGCACCCAGCGGGCAGCCAAAUGGGUGGAAACAUAUGUUGGGGAAACAGGGCUUUUCGGUCUGGUGAAUAAUGCCGGUGUAACUGGUAUCAUUGGGCCCACACCAUGGCUGACCAGGGAUGACUUCCACCGGGUGCUGAAUGUGAACACACUGGGUCCCAUCGGGGUCACCCUUGCCCUGCUACCUUUACUGCAACGGGCCCGGGGCCGGGUGAUCAACAUCACCAGCGUCCUGGGUCGCCUGGCAGCCAAUGGUGGGGGCUACUGUGUCUCCAAGUUUGGCCUGGAGGCCUUCUCAGACAGUCUGAGGCGGGAUGUGGCUCCUUUUGGAGUACGAGUCUCCAUCGUGGAGCCUGGCUUUUUCCGAACCUCUGUGACAAACCUGGAGAGUUUGGAGAACGCCCUGCAGGCCUGCUGGGCACGGCUGCCUCCAGCCACACAGGGACACUAUGGGGAUGCCUUCCUGACCAAGUCCCCAGGACCCAGAAGAGGGCCUGAGAUGGGCUGCAGUGGGACAGGGACACUGAUUGCAACCACCCACUGGGCUGCAGACCUGGAAGUGCAGCAGCAUGUCAUGAACCUCAUCUGUGACCCGGACCUGACCAAGGUGAGCAGGUGCCUGGAGCAUGCCUUGACUGCUUGCCACCCCAGGACCCGCUACAGCCCAGGCUGGGACGCCAAGCUGCUCUGGCUGCCAGCCUCCUACCUGCCAGCCAGCCUGGUGGAUGCUGUGCUCACCUGGGUCCUUCCCAAGCCUGCCCAGGCAGUUUCCUGAACCCAGCCUUCCAGCAAGAUUGUUCUUCAAAUGCAAGAACUUCAUUCCUGUCCCCACCCUGCUACUGGCACAAAAUAGGCACUCAAUAAAUGUGUUUU